Molecule: messenger RNA, 4374 nt
Organism: Mercenaria mercenaria
Lineage: Eukaryota; Metazoa; Mollusca; Bivalvia; Venerida; Veneridae
Exons: 3
Coding region: 287-1288 (333 amino acids)
Source: RefSeq, a predicted model, not a curated record
CCCAGGAGUUUAUACGUAGAAAAAGUAAAGUGUUAGGAGAUCAUAUCAAAUGUUACACUAUACUGAGACGGGAGUAAUUUGUAAUUUAUACAGUGAGCGUAAAUAACACUCGUGUUCUACAAUUUGUGCGAUAAAUUCUGCUUGGAAUAUUUAAUCUGUCUUUCUGCCGUGAAGUAAACAGUGCAAUAUUUUCUCAGUGAUUAUACGACAGAAGGGCAUAUAUUUUUGUUUAUUUUAUUUGCAUAUUGUAAAUUUCAUAGAAAAGAAUUCGGAUAGAAUGUAAGACAUGCAGUCAAAGAAAGAAGACAAAAAUGCCAGCGAAGCGUUGAAAAUGGGGAAAUGCCCGCUGUUGCCGGCAAUAACCGGCAACAAGCGGGAUAGUGGUUAUGGGACAGAUGUUAACUCCCCAGCUUCCCAAUCAUCGGGUACCUCUCUACCCAGAAAAUUUACAUUUGGAAGUUAUGACACGGAUGUUGAUAUAGCUGAGACAUUAGAGGAAAUGGACUUAAAUGAAAAUGAAGAUGUGUUUAUAAAAUGUGAUGAGGCAAAUGAAGCUAUUGGUCAGAAUGGUGAUGAUGACAACGAUAAAGAGGUUGAAGAACUAUUUAAUGAAAGUGUUGAAAUAGACCAUUCCGUCUCAGAGCCAAUAGCUAUACAAAGACCGCAAGCGCCUAUUCCAACUCCAGAAGAAAAAGAAGGGGAUAGAAAUAACCUUGAAUGGAUCCCAUUAGAUCAAACCGAGGACUCUACAGUUUCUAAACCAUUCUAUGUUAAUUCUUGGACGAGGCAAGACCGACAACGUAGAAGGUUCCGUCCAAUUGCAAGCCGAAGCUGUGGUACUCAGACUCCGAGUCCUAAAGCUCAGGAAUUUGGACACGUUGGACACCCGUGUCGUACGUUGCGGCCGAAUGCGAAAGGUAAAGGGUUGCCUCGUCUGAAGUUGAGGUCGGAGUCGGAGUGUUCAGAGGUGGAGGGAUACUCGCCUUUACCGGAUCUGAUCCAACAAACACGUGAUCGGUCUGUUUCCCUACCAUCCGUCCCUUCCUUCCGGCAGAUGCAGGAGCAAGAAGUUGGAAGAGAGUUGAGAAGAAUCUCCGACGAGUUCAAUUCUUCUUUUACCCCGUUUAGACGGGGAGAAGCAAUACCCGAGCACCCAUCGUCCUUUCCAAGGCGAGUUAACAUCGACAUACAUGCUUGUUGGAGCAGGCUACGGCGUAUCGUUUCUAGUAGCUCCUUAGAACAAGACCAAGAUGAACCACCGCAAUUUGACCCGACAUCUUUUAACUAGAUAUGAGGAAAUUUUUAGAAACAAAUGCAAAUACUGUCUCGGGGUGUAGCAACAGCGUACAUAGAAGGAUGCGACUGAAGCCUACGACAAAUUAAUGUCCUUUUAUUAGGGAUAGCUUGUGUGUGUUGCAUACCAUCUUCAGUUUACGUACAACUGAAGUGUUGGCCAUGAAGUUAUAGACAGAAUUGCAGGGGUAAUUGACUUAGACUAUGAUAUAGCCUAUGGGUAAUUGGACAUAAAAUUGAAAUGAAAUGCGAAGAUGAUUUAACUGCUAUAUAGUAUGGACUAGUCGCAUUGGACAAGUGUCUAAUCAUGCAUAUUACAUUAGUUUCUGCUCAGUAGAAUCAGUUAGAAAUCUUUUCCCAUUCUUUGCUCAGUAUUUUUACACAUUUCAGGCAGUAAAGACAAUAAUUUUACUUACUUUUUUCACAGGAUGAUCUCAAUUUCACAACAUUCUUUUCAAAGGUUUUAUGCAUGCUUUUACAAACAUUACGCCUUACAACGCAUAUACACUUUGUGUCUUUGUAUAUAUACUAGUAUAUAUAUUUAUGCAAUGGUAAAAUGACGGGGAGAACCAAGUUCUCUGUAUUGGAAAAGUCAUGCACCAGUGGUGAAGUUUUUAUAUGACUCCUUACAUAUGACCGGUUCACACGUUUACUGAGAUUAUAACCAAAUAAUUAAAAAUGUUUAAUGCGAACAUUUAAGAUGUAAUGUAAUAACACACUUACUGAAAUGCCAAUCGGUUAAUUGUCAAGGCCAUUAAUUAAGUGUAUGAUAUUUACCGAGCCAUAUGUUCCUUGUGAUUAUGUGAGUUUGCAACUUUCAUUGGUUUAUAUCUUGUCACAGACUGUAAAAUUUGUAUAGGUCCAGUUUGUAUAUUUAUUUUUUAUAAUGAAAAACAGAUUAAUACAGUUGAAUGCCUUAAUCAAAUUAGCAUGUUUGUAUAUAUUCGCAUUUACUGAAGAAUGAAAAAACUGAUUCACAUGCAACAUAGUUGCACGUAGUUCACGUCAGGUAAACUUGGUGCAAAAUGAAAUUUUCAUACUGAAGUGCUAUGUUUUGUUAGUGUUCAAGGUGCUUAUUUUUCUUGAAAUUAUGCACUUUUCCCCCCAUGACAUGUAACAUAUUUGCAUUUUUUGACUUACAUUAUGUUUGUUCAUAUGGUGUUAAAAUUGGCUUGAAGGUUUUUGUAUAAAAAGUAUUUCCGGGCAGUUUUGGUGCAAUAUAAAUUUGAUCUCCACUUUUGUUUUACUUUAUUGUUAAAAUUGAAAUUGGAUAAUUAGAUAUGCAAAUAGAAAUGUAGUUUGUAUUUGAAUAUAUAUCUUGCGCUUGUUUGUAAGUCGCUACUUUUUAAAUCACACAAAUAAAACAUAUUUUAGUUUAUAUAUCACCUAAUGAAUUUUAACACUUCUUCACCUCAGCACAAAAUAAUUGUUACUGCAUAUGAAUAAAAUCCAAAGAAGUAAAGUCAGUACUGAAGCACUGUGGCAAGAUUUUUUAUUUAUUUUCAACAAAAUAGAGUUUAGAUAGAAGUUCAAGAAGUAAGCUGUUUCUUUUUUUAUUUCACCAAAAUGGAGUUUAGGUAGAAACAAUCUGUUUUUAAUUUCACCAAAAUGGAGUUUAGGUAGAAUUUCACUCAAUAGGAAUUUAUGUAGGAUUUUAAUAGAAUGGAGUUUAGGUAGAAUUUCACUCAAUAGGAAUUUAUGUAGGAUUUUAAUAGAAUGGAGUUUAGGUAAAAUUUCACCAAAAUGGAGUUUAGGUAGAAGCGCAAGUAUGGAGAUAUAUUUGUUAUUUUAACCAAACUGCAUCACAUGAUGAUACAAGAUAUUGAGGUGGAGUGGGUAAAUGGAUUUUGUUUUGUUUUUGAAUAAGCAUGACAUUGUGUACAUCAUCAUUUUCUUUCAUGUUUGUUUGUUUUAUCAUUCAUUUUUGUUUCAUGACAGUACUAUUGAUCUCAAAGAUAAUGGUUGGUGUGAUAAGAAUGUAUGUUUUGUUAAACAAGGAAGAAUUUGUAAUUGUUAGAUAUAAGUUUUGUUUUCUUUAAGAAAAAGAUAUAUUUGUGAAAAAAGGUUGAUAUGUUCUUCUUUUACGCCUUAGCCGCUGUAUAUUUUGCAAUGCUCGAGCUUGUUGGUGUUAUCAUCAUUAACAAAGAUUGUUUCAAAACUCGAAAUUAAUUCUUCCUUGUUUUGCGAUGUAGUCUGUGCAUUUUUCGACUUAAGCGGUCCAUAUACAGUAGAUGUACAGUUGAAACGAUAACUCGAACAACUUGAAGUCAAAUUUGGAUUUUGGACUUGAAUAAAAAAUUAAGUCAAACUUGAAACAUACCCGAGCGUUUUUUAGCUGUAUUGUUUUACAUUUUUCCUUCUACAGACACGGGGGAUAAAUGGGUCUGCUUCUCUGCACAACCUUGAAUCACAAAAAGACAGUUUAAUAUCCCAAUUAAAGAUUACUAGAACAGAGUGCAAAGCUGUAAAAUGGACAGACUAUCAGAUUACCUCAGGGAUGUACAAAAUUGCUUUCUAAAUUACUGUCACAAUGUAGUAUUUAACAUGAAGGGUUUUUUUUCUUGAAAAGUUUGUUUUUACUUGAAUUCCAAUUUUAAAGUUUCUAAGACGCGUCUUUCUUGUUAUUUUGGGCAUUAAAUUCUAUUGUAAAAAUAAAUAUAAAAUAUCUUGGAAAAAAAAUUGUUCAAAACUAUUCGGGUAAUGUACAUUUGAUUGCAAGACCAGAUCUUAUAAUGCAUAUUGUUCCAUGAAAGUUUUAUCUUUGAAAGUUUAUUUGGACGACCAUUCGAAGUACGUUUGCUUCUAACAUGAAUUAUGAUGCUAAUUUUAGAAAAUGUAAUGAUUAUAAAAACUUAGAGGAAGUGCUAUAAAACAUUCAAUGAACGAGUUUUAGAUUUUGCAAUGCAUUUGAAAAACAUCAAACAUUUAAUGCUACAGACAUUCUUACUAUGUAAUGAACUGUUUUUUUUAAAUCAUGAAUGGAAGGUUAAAUUUGUCUAUAUGUAAUUUCCAAUGGUCGUUCAAUUUGGUUGUCAGGAAGACGAGAUUUUUUCAGCCAUCUCAAUAAAACUUUAAAAUAUG